AUGACGAUUAUCGUUCCUCGUCCGGGACACUGGAAUCCCGCGACCGCCAUGACCGUUAUUCACGGGCUCCCCCCCAAGACGAGCGCUUUGAAUUCCGACUCCGUGAAGAAGACCGCUACGGUCCCCCCCGCGCGUGCCCCUGGCCGCUAUUACGAGGACGACCAUCUGGUCCAGCCAGCCGGUCCCCUUGUGGCGCAUGACCGUCGCCGUCGACGAGACGACAGCCCCUCCUUCACUCCGCCACGAUUGAUAAGGAGACAGUCUUCUCUCGAUACCUUUGAUAGAAUUCCCAAACGCAAAAUGGAGCCCGCUCCCAGAAUGCCUCGAGUACCUCAUCCACCGCGUCCUCAACCCCCGCCGGGUCGCUAUCGCGAGCAUGAAGUCUAUGAAGACAUUCGCAUUGCUGAGCCAGAUUAUUAUGGUGACGAGGAGUUUCGCGAGUUCGAAGAGAGAGAAACUACACGUCGUCGGAGUAGUAGACGCUCGAGUAGUGCGGCAAGGCGCCGUCAUGAAGAGAAGCCGUACCCGCGAAAGGGAAAGACUCGCAUUCCGAGCAAGUUUGUGCAUAUUCAUGCGAUUUUGGAUUUGGGAUAUCCUUUCAAAGAAGAGGACGAAACAAUUGUCAUUCUGAAAGCUCUAUCUAAGGAGCAGAUCGAUGAAGUGAUUACCCUUAGUCGGCAGUUUAGACGCCCUUCCCAUGUUGAGACUGAGUAUCUGGAGAUCUCACGACCACCUCGGGAAAGAGUGACGACAGAGCAUCUUCUGAUCGAUUCUCACUACUCGCCGCGCGCAAGCCAUGACACCUUCAUUCUCUCCACCUCUCCACCUCGUCGCCCUGAUGUUGAGUAUGAAGAAGUGAUUGAAAGAAUAGACAGGAAUCGUCUGCAACCAAUCUCCCGACCUCGCUCUGUGUCCGUGCAUACUCAUGGUCGAGUUCUGUCACCUGUACGAUAUAUUGAACCUCGCACAGCCGCCCCAGAGCGCCUCGAGGUAAAGCCUCGCGAGUCCGGGUCUUUGGUUGUCAUGCGACCUCGUCAUAGUGAUCAUGAUGUUUCGGAAAUUCGAGACCUGGAGGAAGAAAUUCGACGUCUGCGUAUGGAACGAAAAGGCGGCAUUGAGAUCACGCGACAGCGCGAUACAGAGAUCAUUGAUAGCAGGGGCAAUGAAGAGGAGGUUACUGAGAUUCGCCGACAGGAACGCAAAGAACCCAGUUCGCGGAUGAUGCGUGCCAUGAUGGCCACCUUAACGUAA
Molecule: messenger RNA, 1251 nt
Organism: Penicillium malachiteum
Lineage: Eukaryota; Fungi; Ascomycota; Eurotiomycetes; Eurotiales; Aspergillaceae
Exons: 5
Coding region: 1-1251 (416 amino acids)
Source: RefSeq, a predicted model, not a curated record